Miniopterus natalensis is the source of this 465-nucleotide messenger RNA. The record is from RefSeq and is a predicted model, not a curated record. Lineage: Eukaryota; Metazoa; Chordata; Mammalia; Chiroptera; Miniopteridae.
AUGGCCUCCUCCUCCGCGCGGCCCGCCGUCCUGGCCUCCACUGCGCUGGUGCUGUUCCUGCUGCUGUGCCUGGGCCCAAGUGCCAUAAGUGGAAAUAAACUCAGGCUGAUGCUUCAAAGACGGGAAGCACCUGCUCCAAAGAAAACGGACCUGGCUGUUGAGGAGAACAAAGCCCAAAACUUCCUGGGCAGCCUGAAGCGACAGAGACGGCAGCUGUGGGACCCGACCUGGUCCAACACCCAGCAGGGGUACCCACAGUGGGACCCGCAGUGGGACCCGCAGUGGAACCCGCAGCUCCCCCAUACGGGCUUCGACGAGGUGAUAUUGGAAGGUCUCUGGCUAAAUGAUGAGAGUGGACACGACUACUCUGAUUACCACAGUCACCACAAUGAGGAUGCCGCCGCGGGUCCCCAGAGCCCCGACAGCUCUCAGGAAGGAGCCAGCGACAAUUAUGACGACUACUAA